GACCGCGCACGGCGCGGGCGCGCGAUCCGCGAUGUACACCCGCUCUGGCCUGGAGCGACUCGCGAACAAACAUUACUAGUUUAACCUAGGAAACGCGCUCCCAAGUUCAAAACACGCGAUCAAACAAGUUCAUAACGCCGCGAGUGUUCAUUAAAAGUUUUCUACAGCAUUUCCUUUUCCAAAUUAAUUUCUUUUUAAGAAUGUUUAGUGAUGUCUCAUAUUGAGUGUUAAUGAAGUUUAUUCAAUACAAGUUCACGACAACUUCUGAUUCGUGUCAAGUCAUACAUUGUGUUCACUUGGGUAUGAGGAGCCAUCGACAUUGUUCUGGCGUCUGUCUUAUUAGACAUGAGAGCAGACAAUGUUACUGCCAAUUUAAGAACAUAUAAAUUACAAUUUGUGCAGGGUUUGUAGCAACAAUAAUGUUAACAUUAUUGUGAACACAUCACAUUAUUUGGUUUUGUUAUGGGGCACCAUUGUUUUGUAUAAAACCGCAGUGAGUUUAGUGUUCAGUGUGUAUACAACAAAUCAACAAAAUGAUGCAAGGAUUGUUGGAGUCACUGUACAAGAUCUAUACAGAUUGGCGCGCACCAAUGACAGACGAAUCGGAGGCGGGGCGAGGAAGGCGCGUGCCGGCGCCGCCGCCGCGACACGCCGCCGCGCGGCCGCCGGAACCGCGCCCGCGCACCCUUGUCCCCAGCACCCACACUGGCCCCGUUGUCCCCGUCACUCACCCUGGCUCCGUUGUCCCCGAGUCCGCUCGUAACCCGCCGCCCCGACUCAUUCGACCAUCGGAACACCUCGCCAUUGUCGAACGGUCAAUGGAACGUCGGCCGCCGCCUCUCGUGCCCUCCGUCACGGUGGUGCAAGGCCCGAGACCGUCUUUGCCCCCGCCGCCCCUGGUACACAGGCCCGUAGUGCCCCCGCCACUCAGGAUGCCGGCUCCAGCGCUUCAUCCUGUGAUGAGGCUGCCGCAGCCCAGGAGAGAUGUUCAGCAGCAAGUUGUCCGCGGUCCCCCGCUAGCGCUGCCGCCGGCGACCUGUGCUCCCGCACCGCCCGCCUCCUUGGGCGCCGCGCCGCGCACCCUCGUCAUACACAAGCCCGACGCGCGCCACAACUUCGGCUUCUCUCUAAGGCAUCUGGUUGUAUACCCGCCUGAGAACUUGGACGAUUUAUACGACGAUGCGCGCCCCCUGGCGGUGGGCGCGGUCGUCGCGCCGAUGGACACAAUCUUCGUGAAAGCAGUACGGCCGGGGGGGCCGGCGGCUGCGGCGGGACUGCGCGCCGGGGACCGCAUCCUCGCGGUCAACGGGGUGCCAGUCGCGUGCGGACAGUCGAGGGCGUCCUACCAAAGGGUGGUGCAGAUCGUGCAAAAAGAGCCCCGCACGCUCAGGCUAACUGUUGUGCCGAGGGACCACGAUUUAUUGCAGAGGUAUUUUAGCGAAGCCGCUUACAAUCCAGAGUCGAACCAGCGACCUAUAGAAAUGCCGGCACCGGUAACAGAACUAGAGUCGCGUUUAUUCGAUGCCUACCGGAGGCCGAGGCCCGCGUUACCGGCUCCACAGACACCGAGGCACAGAGAAGACCCCGAGUACGCGAGCGUGGCACCACACGCAACGACUCGAUUUGAUGUUCCUCGGUUGACUGGCGCACCUCACUAUUUUAUGCAUGACAGCAGAAGAGAAUCUGACAUCUCGUUACCCUCGUCAGCAGCAGAAAGCAAAGACAGUCUCGGCUCGUUCGAUUCAAAUUCAACGUUGACCGGCCGCGAACAAGACGACUCGAUUAUCCUUUCCCGAAUACGAAAGAGCCUCGAGCAAAAAGAGGCCUUCCUCCGACGUCCGAGCCAACCGACCGGUUGGGUGACACCGGACGCUCCCCCGCCGAUUAAGCAAAAGGAAUUCUAUGCUAGGCCGCAAAAAUUACAGAAGCCAGCGUGGCCCCCGCCUGCUGCUUCUCCCCCUCUCGCAGUUUCACCUCCACCCUCACAGCAAGUUCAGGAACAAAAGAAAGACGACUGUUCCGCCAGCGUUGACAGUGGGACAUAUAGUGGUUACGGCGAAUUGAAUGGUGCGCAUGCAGACAAAAGUAAAACGAAACCAGAUAAAAACCAAUUUGUGACAACGUUAUCUAAAAUACAGGAGACUACACCAACAGUUCAGAGUACUAACUUUGGAACAGUGAGCAAUGGAUCGUCUACAGAGUUUAGAGAUGAAUCAGCAUCUGCAAGUAAUCAGGAUAAUAGCAGAAAAGUACCAAGCGAGCAGGAACCGAGCAGAUAUGGCGGCAGCGAACUGCAGCUGGUGACAGCGCGCACGCGGCAACUCGCGGCGGCGCGGGGAGCGGCCGCGUCUACAGAGGCGGCUCGCAGUGAACUCGCGCGGCUGUCCACCACGCGGCUCGAGCCUAGUGUCGCGCUGCGCCGCCGCGAGUUCGAAGGCCGCGCCGCCCGCAGAGAUGCUCGGUCGCUUGACGUACAACCACACCAAGAACUUGAGCAUGAAAUACCCAUCGGCGGCAGUUUAUCAGGCAACCAACUGAUGAUCACCGGCAGCAAACACCUCCAUUGUCCACCACCAGAAGGAUAUGUGCCCGAAACAGAAAAGGUUCAAAUGCGAACAAGGUCAAAUAGUACCGGUAGUGAAGGCUUACCCAUUAGAAGACAUCAUGCCACAGAUGGCAGUCACGCGAAGAAACGAAUGGGGCUGAACAGAGAACAAAUGGAGGCGAUGAACCGUGUCUCGCUGCCCGGCGCUAUGAACGGACUCGACGGGCCGCAGAGGCCGACGCAGCUGAGCCUGGCGCCGCCGUCGGCCUCCACUUCGGCCUCGGCCUCGGCCGCCACGUCGCCGUCGCCGACGCCGAGCACGCCCGCCGACUCAGGUUUUGCCGAUGAUUUGGUCACGAGAAGACAGAAGAAAGAUGCUCAACUUGGUGAAGAAGAACGUGCCAUGCGAAGGGUGUCGUACCUCAAAGCGACGUGGGGCGAUCGAUUGCACAUGGACAGUGAUGUGGAACCAGAGGGCGAUCACCACCUUAGAAGUGCGCACCGCAAGUGGCGCCCCCCACGUUUCGCCGAUGACAUUACGGCGUUGGUGCGAAAAUUCGACCCGCACGCAGUCCUCCCCGUGCGCCCAGAGAAGAAAGGCGAGGGUAUCAGCGAAGGUAUUGUGGAAGCUGCGGAAGGUGACGUUCAGGGUAAUGUGCAGAUCAAGGCAGUGGUCAGCAAUGGCAAGCGCGCAAGUGACAGAUCGUGGAAACAGGUGUGGGCGGUGCUGCAUGGAACCAAGCUGUACCAGUACCGGCAUCAUCCCAGCCAGAGCCCCGGCGCAGUAAGCGGAUCCGGGUCGGAGGCGCAGAGCGGGUCCCGGGACGCGCUCGACGUCCGCCACUCGUUGGCCGUGGUGUUAGCUGAUGACUACACCAAGAGGAAACACGUCGUCCGGGUCACCACCGCCACUGAUGAGUUCCUCCUCCAGGCGGAAGGUGCCGCGGACGCACAAAGAUGGCUCGCUGCUCUGAGAAGACACACAGCGGAACCGCCACCAGCGGAUUCUGCGCCUGCGCAGGUCGCGCCUCCAUCAACUACCGCCCCCGCCGCAGUGCCCGUCGACUGUCCCUCUCCUCUACCACCACAGCGGAGUAAGAAGAUCGGCAGGAAUAGAUCUCCUACUGGCCCACCAACUCCAACGCUUCCAUCGUCUCCCAAGAACAAGACAUGGAAGGGCCGCAUGGCGAAACAACUGCGGCGAAUGCACGGCGGGACGAGUACGACGGCACCGGCGACCGCCACCACGGGCUGGCUCGGGGCACCUUUGGAACGGUGUCCCACGGACCCGGAGCAUCCCCUUGUACCUCGCGCGGUCACCCUGCCAGCACAUGCAGUUGAGGCAUACGGUCUACGAACAGUAGGCGUAUACCGGGUGCCGGGCAACGCGGCCGGCGUGGCGGCACUCGCAGCGGCGCUGGACCGCGGUGAGCCGCCGCCGGACGGCGAUGCGCGCUGGGCCGACGUGCACGUCGCCUCCAGUCUGCUCAAGGCCUACUUGCGCCGACUGCCUGACCCACUCCUCACCGCCGAUCUCUAUUCCGCCUUUAUUGCGGCCGACCGCUCGGCUGAGAGAGCGAGGGAGCUGCGCCGCCUCGUGCACGCAUUACCUGAAGCUCACUACGAAACACUCAAGUACCUGAUACAGCAUUUGCGGAGGGUGGUGGAGCAUUCCGCGUUCAACAAGAUGGAAGCCAGGAACCUGGCCAUCGUGUUCGGACCGACGCUGGUGCGCGGCGCCAGUGAUGAUAUGCUCGCGAUGGUCAAUGACAUGUCCAGCCAGUGCCGCAUUAUCGAAUCUUUUCUUACACAUUACGAUUGGUAUUUCGAAGAAGAGGAAGGUGAGCCCCCUGUGGACCCUCCCCCUACUGCUGAGGAGUUGUCCCCUGCGCCGGCGCCAUCACGCGACCUGCUCAUACACAAUGUCAAGAAGAUUGAAGGUAAAGACGUCACAACCCGCGAUAUAGUGUCAUCAAUAAUAUCGGCGGCAAACCGCAAGAUACAACGCAAGCCGCGGUCGAAGCCGUCCGCAGAUAAGAAGUGGAUGGAAGCGGACAAAAGGACGGAAGCGUCCCCUGGCGGAUCGCCGCCCAACUCGCCCCUCACGUCGCCGCCCGCGCACCUCACCACCUCCCUGGCCGACUACGACGGACUGCCCGAGAGAUUCAGCAGACACGAUGGAGUCAAUAAAAUUGAAAUUGAAACCAUGGCAGCGCUGGGCCGCGGUCGCCAAGAGCUCUCGCGGCAUACACAUGCGCUGAACAACUUCUCUAUCGAUGGAACCGGGGACUUGGUGUCCUCUCUGACCAGCACCUUCGACCAGAAACUGCGCACGCUGAACAACUCGUCGCCGCUCGAUGACGGCAGCAUCCCGUACGCGGAUGAGUGCCAGGACGAACACGAGGAGGGCAAGUCGAGCGGCAGCUCGCCGUCCAGCGGCAGCCUGCGCAGCGCGCGCGGAGAGCGCGUGUCGCCGGCCGCGCGCGCGCACGAGCUGAAGGCGGCCUGGCUCGCGCGCGACCUGCGCCACUCCUCCUCCAGCAGCGCCGACGAGGCCGACGGCCGCGCCUGGCCGCGCCGCGCCCGCCGCGCGCCCGCCGCGCCCGCCCGCGACGACACCGACGACUCCGAGAAGGAGAACUGCAUCGUCCCCGGCAACACUAGUCACGACCCCGACAAGGACGAUGCGCGCUCGCAGGCCUCGAGCGGAGAGGCGAUGCCCGCCGACGACGCGGUCGACAGGGCGCUCCGCCCGGCCUACGAUGGGCUGCGGCCCUCUAACCCCGAGUGCGGGAAGCGAAACAGCGCCGCGCUCGAGAACGAGCCGGCACCCGGCGACGGAAGCGGCGACGGCGACUGCGCGAAGCUAAAACGUUCCGAGUCGCUGAACAGGGACGGCGAGCGCGGCGAGGCGAGGGUGCUGCGCUCGGAGAGCCUCAACUGCCGCGUCGAGCGACUGCAGCGCUCCGAGUCGCUUAACAAGAGCGAGCGGCCGGGCAAGCUCGACAAGGGAGAGUGGAACGGCGCGAGGCGGCGCGAGAGCGGCGCGUGGCGCUCGACGAAGCUGAAGCGCAAGAACGGCAUGCCGGAGCGCGGCAUUAAGCGGCGGCACACGGUGGGCGGCACGAAGGACUUCGACAAGGACGGGUGGAGCGCGCGGCACACGCGCACGUCGUCGCCCGACCUGUCGGCGUGCGUGGCGGCCGCCGUGUGGCCCGCGCCGCUCGUGCCGCCGCCGCGGCCGCCGCUCGAGUCGCACGUCUGACCCGCGCACCGCUCCCAACACCACCACUCGCUCUGAGCGCCGCUACCGAUACCGCAGCGAUUUAACGUAGCCACGAACAUUUCCCCUGGAACAAUAAACACGAUCGCCGGCACGACGCCGGUCGCUCUGGAUCCUUCUACUACACAUCUCUCCGAUGAAUGGAUCCGUUUCGGUGCCUAUCGCACGGUUGGUGCUGUUUAGAUAUAGUUUCCUUUUGUGCUACUACGAGACGAACGCUGUUUACCGUAAGUUAAAAUUUUUACCGAGAAUCGAAUAUAGAAUAUGUAUGUAUUAUCUAUCUAAAAAUAUUUAAAGUCUGAUUUACCCAGGUACCUAUCGAGUCGAUACUAACAGUUCAAAGCUUUCAUUUUGAGAGAGGCUAUUAAUUUGAUUCGAUUCAAUUGACUGAAUAGAUUAUUAGAGCGUAAAUAGCUAACUGUAUUAUUCUAUUAAAUACUCAUUCGUAAGACAGUGCAGCAUGGUGAGGAUUUAAAAAUCCAUAAGACUUAACAAAAUUCACAUAACUUCACAUUUAUCUAAUAUAUAGGUUAAUAUUUUAUUAUUAUACACAUUAUGUGAGAAUAAACAGAGUAAACGAUUCAAUAAAAUAUUAAUAUUUGAACAGUGCAAUACAAGUAGUGAAGGAGGACUGGGUGGAUAUGUUUUUGAAAUGAAAACAAUUAGUGAAAGCCUAAAGAACCAAGCUCACUAAACAAUGCCAAAGAAUGAUGAUGUAACUGAUUAACUUGAGAAUAGAUGUAUGCGCGGAGCGUACCAGAAUGAAAGAACGAUUCGGUGACCGGAAUGAAAGGGUUAGGAUUGUACUAUCAACGAUACAACCAUAUCAUGGACAUGAAAUAUGCACUUUCACAUUAUAUUAAAAUACUAUUUGUACAUAAGGUACUAUUAUCGUUGUGUUCCACAGUCUACAAACAUGACUUGUAGUAAAACUCCCUUUGUAGAUAUUGUACUACUUAUAACAGAGUUAAAGUGGGACUUGAUAAUUUAAAAGUGCAAAAUAAUGAGCAUAAUAUUGAUUGAUAAAAUUAGUGCUACUAGUUUAAAUUUAGUAUAUACACCUACAGACAAUGAAAUUUUAUAUAAUAUAAAUCGCCUGUAGGUUUAAAAUUGUUUAGUUGUAUACCCGGGAAGAUAAGGGGGUAUACAUAUAAUGACCAGAUCGACGUGACACCACUUAAUUGUAAGAAUUUGUGCUUAGGAAUAUAUUGUAGGCCCUAGCCAUAGAAUUUUCAUAAUACUAUCUAUUGAUGAUACAUUAAAAAAGUGUACCUCACCUACUUGCCUUUGCAAUAGUCGUAGCUGAUUCGAAUUUUAUGCACAAUUUUAAAUUAAUACUUAUAUGUAUCUUACAUAUUAAAGUUACCUUGUCUCCUUAUUAAAAUAUAUUAUAAAAUGAUACUAUGAUUAAUGUUAAUGAAAUGAAAUGAUUUUAAUUGAAUAAUGAAAGAUAUAAUGCUGAAGAUUUUGCUUGUGAAGGCUUUGAUUUAACAUUGCAAAGUACGAAUGAUAAAUUGUAAAUAUUGAAUGCAAUACAAUCAAUUUAAUUAUAAUAAUAAUUAUUAGGCAUAUAUAAUUAAUUAUUCACUAUAAUGACUACGAUAUGUUUAUUCAGUGACGUCUUUUAAUUGCAACUAACUGACGUUAACAAUACAUUACAGUGAUAAUAAUGAAAGUGAUCCCCUUAGCUUUGUAAAAACUGUACAUUUCUUUUAAGAUUAAUUUAUAUUAAAUUUGUUAUUGUAGCUUUGUUGAAUGCAAUUAUUUUUUAUUGUUUUGUUUAUCAAAGAGAAGUAUUUUAGGCUAAAUUCGAUUGUUAUUUAUUUUCGAAAACUGUAAAAUGUGAUUUGGAACAAUUUCUUUUUUAAAAUUGUAAUUAUAUAUUGUAUUCUUGUAAAUAUGUCGUCAGCAAAAUAAUGUUUGACUUUCGUUCUUUAACUUUUAAAAAAUUUUAUACCAUCUUUACGUUAAGACGAUCUCAAGUUUGUUGGAUGUUUGCAAAGCGUUCCUUUAAAGUUUUAUUUGUAAAUAUAUAAUUUAGUGUAGAAAGUGAAUUUAAUAAUUUUACAUUAUAAUGUAUGUAGAGGGUAGGUGAGUAGUGAAUGCGCGCAACUCGGCGCUAGAUUAAUAUAAAAGACACGUCUCCGUAUGAGAGCCCGCUCGUGUGUCUGCUUACAGAGUAUUCAAAUAUAUAUAUUCAUGUUCUUCGUGUAAUCAGCUAUGAAAUUUAAAUAACCACCUUAAAGACAUUUUGCAAAUGUGGUAAUAUCCAGAUUUACAAUACUUGUCAUUGUGUAUAUUUUGGAGCAAUGAAAAUAAAAUAUUGAAUCAAGAUA
Galleria mellonella (greater wax moth) is the source of this 8164-nucleotide messenger RNA. RefSeq names its product rho GTPase-activating protein 23 (gene RhoGAP19D). Gene Ontology annotation, molecular function: protein binding. Lineage: Eukaryota; Metazoa; Arthropoda; Insecta; Lepidoptera; Pyralidae. Gene Ontology annotation, biological process: signal transduction. The transcript has 25 exons. The coding region runs from base 534 to 5810 and encodes 1758 amino acids. The record is from RefSeq and is a predicted model, not a curated record.